GCUCCUCCCUUGCGCAGCUGUAACAUGAGCAGGCCUUUUCCCGAGCCUGACGUCAGGCGAGAGUUCAACGCCAAAGGCCGCCGCGGUCGCCACGACUUGACGAGCAACGCGCUGUGGCUGCCUUAGCGGCGACGUCGUCUGCCAUCAUGGCGGCCGCUCUCCGCCGGACACCUCGAACCAGCGCCGGCAGGCUAUGACAGCGGGCACACGGCCCGUCCGGCACCAGCUGCCGCUUCUCCACCGACUGGCAUGGAUUCUGAUCCUCAUCGAGACUACCAACGCGGCUUCUAUCGUAUAUCCUGCGUUGCAAGCUGAAACGACCACCGUUACGGGUAACAAGGACGCAACGACCGGCGACGAUCUGACCACUACACAAAGUCCCGCAACCACCGUGUUGAGCACAAUUAGAAUGCCAAAUGACCCAAUUACCAAGGCGGUAGGUGGUGCUGUAGCCACUACGAAGAACACGUCAAACCACGCAGUCGGUGCGAUGACUGCAAAGAACACCUACCAAACACCCAGUAGUUCUGGCGACCACCACUGCACGCCCAGUCACUCAAGUGACCAUCGUGCAGAGUACAACUAAGCUCCCGAGCACCCAGGUUACAACCACGAGAACCACAACCGGUCGUCCCACAGUCCAGGUGACAAAGUCAGUCAGGGGUGAUGAGAUAACAAAGAUCACCACGGAAAGCCCAAGCACCUCGGUGACCAAGGCGGAAAGUGGUGCUGUGACGACUGCGAAGAGCACAACUGAACCCCCAGUCGUUCAGGCGACCACAAAUAACCCAACCAAACACCCUGACGUUCUCAAGACUACCACAAAAAGCACCACUAAACGACCUGUCGUGCAGGUGACCACCUUAAAGAGCACUACUGCGCGCCCAGUCACUCAAGUGAUAACCAUGCAAAGCAUCACUAAGCUUCCGAGCACCCAGGUGACAACCAUGAGGAGCACGACUGGUCGCCCAAUUGUCCAAGCGACGAAGACACCUUUUAGCGAGGUGAACACCACGACGACCACCACUGAGAGUCCGAGUGUCACGGCGACCGAUGCGGUCACUACUCAGGUGACCACCGCGCACACUAGCACCGUACGUCCGAGUUUGCAACUGACAACUAUGAAGAGUACUACUCAAUUCCCCAGCGCCCAGGCUGCUACGAAGAAAAGCACCACUCAUCACCCAAGCGUACCAGUGACCGAGACAACCAGCAGCAACUUGUCAACUACAAAAGGCACCACUAAACAACCAAGUAACCAGGUGACCACAAUGAAGAGCACAACUGAGCGCCCAAGUGUUCAGGUGGCCACCACAACGAGCACCACCAAAAGCCCAAGCGUCUCCGUGACUGAAGCGGCUGGCGGAAACGUGACCACUGCGAAGAGCACAACUGAACGCCCAAGCGUGCCCGUGACCAAACCAGUAAGCAGUGAAGCGACUACCGUGGGAAGCACCACUGAACGCCCGAGCGUCCAGGUUACCGCGGCGGUCGGCGGCGGGCUGACCACCACGACGAGUACCACUCGAAGCCCAAGCACACAUGUUACCAAGGCGGUCAGCGACAAUGCGACCACUUCGACGACUACCACUGAAGGAGGCGUGAUCGUCGACGUCAUCGUGGUGACGAAUCCGAAGCCAGCGGCGUCUACUACACCGCCACCGCAUAACCUCGGCGAUAUUGUGCAAGAAGCCGUCGUGGCACCACAGGGCAGCCCAGCUGUGGAAGGCGGAGACAGCGUUGUCAUUGAAGUUGUUCCCAUCUUGAAUGGAAACGCAACUUCCGGACAAGGCACCGUGGGUUUGGACACGCACUCUACCUUUAAACCGAGCUCAGAAACAGUAAAAAAACCGAAGAAAAAGCAUAUUGGCCUGAAGAAGCAGUUUACGAACACUUACAUGCGCACUUACGUUACCAAGCGCUGUGGUGUACCCAACGAACGAAUGCGGAGAAUUGUCGGAGGCAAAGUCACGACGUUGGAGCGUUAUCCCUGGACAGUUGGCGUUUGGAUGAGGUACGGACAACGACCGUACUGCGGUGGUGUCAUCAUAUCCUGGCUCUUCGUCCUGACGGCCGGUCACUGCACACGCAACAAGGUGGCCCAUGACCUGCGCGUUAGUUUCGGACUGAGCGAGAUCGAUCCCGACCGCUUGCCGAGCGAGCAGCAAGAGCACCUGAUCGCGGUGGCGGCCAUCCACCAGAACCCGCUGUUCAAGGACAUCGUCCACGGUGACGACAUUUCCAUAUUAAAAAUGAGCAAGCCGUUGCAGAGCGGUGGCUACCCGGUCACGCCCAUCUGCAUACCGGAGGCCACCGAGACACACAUCACCACAAAGGACAUCGUCGGUACUGAGGGCGUCGUCGCCGGCUGGGGUCGAACCAAGUACGGUGGCGAAAGCAGCAAGCAGCUUCGGGAAGUUUGGCUGCCUAUUGUGUCCAACAACGCGUGCUCGGAAAUAUUUAAGGACAUACUUAAGAUCCGGGACGAGAUGAUCUGCGCCGGAGAUAUCAACGGCACAAAGGACGCCUGCCAGGGCGACUCUGGCGGAGCGCUCAUGUGGCGGUCCAGAACUGACGACCGCUGGUACACGCUGGGUGUCGUGUCGUUCGGCGUGAAGUGCGCCGAGCCCGGAUAUUAUGGUACUUACACUCGCGUGCAAAGCUACUUGGACUGGAUCUGCCAAGUCACCGACGGCCUCCUGUGCUUCGGCUCGUCAUCCUACAAGGUCAAGACUCUGCCUUCGAAGGACAUGAGAGAGAAGCAUCUUCGUGAACGUCGAUCACGAAACUAAUGGAAAAUGUAAA
Messenger RNA from Rhipicephalus sanguineus (brown dog tick), 2805 nucleotides. Its product is annotated as transmembrane protease serine 11A. The transcript is spliced from 7 exons. Lineage: Eukaryota; Metazoa; Arthropoda; Arachnida; Ixodida; Ixodidae. The record is from RefSeq and is a predicted model, not a curated record. Gene Ontology annotation, biological process: proteolysis. The coding region runs from base 906 to 2792 and encodes 628 amino acids. Gene Ontology annotation, molecular function: serine-type endopeptidase activity.